Messenger RNA from Metopolophium dirhodum (rose-grain aphid), 1581 nucleotides. Its product is annotated as general transcription factor II-I repeat domain-containing protein 2-like. Bases 1 to 1581 code for a protein of 526 amino acids. The transcript has 3 exons. NCBI's taxonomy places the organism in Eukaryota, Metazoa, Arthropoda, Insecta, Hemiptera, Aphididae. The record is from RefSeq and is a predicted model, not a curated record.
AUGGAUAGAAAAAGAAGAAAAGUAGAAAAUGAAAAUAGACAGUUUUGUCCUGAAUGGAUGGACUUAUAUUGUUUUAUUUUACCAGAUAGAGUAGGUGCCUUACCUGUUUGUUUAAUUUGUAAUCAAACAGUGGCUGUUAUGAAAGUGUUUAAUAUCAAACGUCAUUAUGAGACACACAAGUCAUUUGCCGAAAAAUUCCCAUUGGGUACUGGCAUUCGUAAAACAAAAAUUGAAAAUCUAAAAAUGAAAUAUAAAUCGGCAACUCAAAUUUUAAGCCAUGCAAUGACUGAACAACAGAAAUGUGCACAGGCAUCUUUACAAAUUUCGUGGAUACUCGGUAAACAUAUGAAGCCAUUUACAGAUGCUGAUAUUGUUAAAGAAUGUAUGCUUCAAUCUGUAAAUAUACUGUUUGAAAAUAAAAAGGAAAUUGUCGAAACUUUUCGUCAUAUCCCAAUAUCAGCAUCCACUAACACGAGAAAUACUGAAGUACUGGCCAAAGAUAAUCACAAUCAGUUGAAACAAGAUCUAUCUACUGCUGAUUUUUAUUCUAUAGCCUUGGAUGAAUCUUGUGAUAUCACAGAUACAUCUCAGCUAAUAAUUCACGUGAGAUACUUGAGCAAUAUCAGUGGGGCAUUUUACGAAGAGUUAUUGACACUUUUGCCGUUAUCAGGGACCAGCAAAGGAAAUGAUUUGUACAAUGCUGUAGUAUUGUAUUUUGAAACAGAAAAUUUAAAUUUGAAAAAAAUUAUCUCUGUUACAACCGAUGGUGCACCAGCGAUGAUUGGCGCUCAUCAAGGCUUUGUUCAAAGAUUAAGAAAUGACCCUAAAUGCAACUCUGAUCUUUUAUCGUACCAUUGUAUCAUUCAUCAAAGCGUCCUUUGCUGCAAACUGGAUCCGUGUUUGGAAAAAAUUAUGAAAACACACAGACUAUUUAAGGCACUUGUUCAAGAAAAUGAUACUCAGUUUGACGAUUUAUUACUUCAUAAUAAUGUGAGAUGGCUGAGCAAAGGAAAUGUUUUGCAAAGGUUUUUUAACUUACUGAAUGAAAUUGAACUAUUUUUAAUUCAGAGUACACAUUUGUCUGCCAAAGACUAUCACGAAUUUAUCAGUGAUAAUAGUAACAUAGCAACUAUUGCGUUUUUGACAGAUAUAUUUCAACACAUAAAUUCGUUCAACUUGAAACUUCAAGGUAAUCAGAAACUAAUUUGCCAUUUAGUUUCUGAGGUAAAUUGUUUUUGUAGAAAAAUUGACUUUUUUUUACAAGAUGUUGGUAAUGAACGUUUACAUUUUCAUAACUUGAAAAAAGUUGUAGAUGAAAAUCACGAGAUUGAUAUGACAAAUUUUACGAAGUUUUUGGAAAGUUUAAAAACUGAAUUCGAAAGACGCUUUGCUGAUUUCAGAAAAAUCAAAAACGUUGUACAACUAUUGAACAGUAGUUUUACUCUGCAGCCUGAUGGUGAAUGGAUUAACGAAGCAGAAAAUGUUUUCAACUGCAAUAGAGCACAUCUUCAAAUGGAAAUAAUUGAAUUUCAAUCAGAUGAUGUCCUAAAAAAUUUGUAUAAUGAAAAAAAUGACGAAUAA